This is a messenger RNA of Pichia membranifaciens NRRL Y-2026, 6859 nucleotides long. RefSeq lists its product as hypothetical. NCBI's taxonomy places the organism in Eukaryota, Fungi, Ascomycota, Pichiomycetes, Pichiales, Pichiaceae. Gene Ontology annotation, molecular function: protein serine/threonine kinase activity. The record is from RefSeq and is a predicted model, not a curated record. The transcript has 3 exons. The coding region runs from base 106 to 6687 and encodes 2193 amino acids.
GCUCAAUACAUGUAAAAGAGCCUACCUUCACUGGUUUCAUGCGUGAAUUACCAGUAGCAGAGGUACUCUUCAAUUCCAUCUACUGAUCAAAACCCUCUUCUGCCCAUGCUGAGGGGCUCAAUUGACUCUAUAUGUCAUUCAUUAUCAUCAAGUAAAAUCCGUGAAAGAAAUGAAGCACUUGAAAAGCUUCAAGAUAUUAACUUCAACUCAACUUCAACUAAAAAUGCAUUUGAUCGUGAUUUGUUACUAAAGUUAGUUGAAUCUUUAUUUUUUUAUAUUGACACCGAAAGGACGAUAUUUGAGAAAUCUAAUAGUAAUUCAAUUGUUGAAGUAAGGUUGAACAAAGUCUCAUCAAUUCUGAGAUCAGUGAUAGUUCAUCUUUGGGCCACAAAAAAGUUCAUCAGUUUAUAUAAACCUAGACAAAGUGAGAAAAUUAUCGAGCUUUUGCUGAAAAAUGUCAUGUAUACCCCAGUAGACUCUGAGAUUCAAAUUUUUGACCCUACAGCUUUGAAUUGCGUGAAAGCAAUGAACCAUUUAAUCCGUAUUCAAUGUUUCAGAGAUCACCUGUAUUUGACGAGCUCAGAAUCAAUUUUGAGUGUAUCAAUACGAUCUUUAAAUCUACUCGUAACAGAUACAAUAAACUCUUCUAAAAAUGAAAAUUUGCUGGUUGAGCUUUUUACUCUGGUUCAUGAAUUUCUUAACCCUUCAUACUCUUCCAACACAAUCUUAUUUCAAACCACACAAUCUACGACUAAGGGAAGCUAUUAUUCAAAAUUCUAUCAUAUUUUACUGAACUACUUUAAAAAUAUCUUUGAGGAUAGUAAACGAGAACGUGAAUCCCUGAUUUUUGUGUUCAAAAUCGUGAACAAAUGCAUUAUAGAUAUGUCGUCUGCUAAUAUCAACUUAUGCCAUUCAUUCUACAAAUUAGGAGUUAAGUUUAUACUUGAGGUCAAAACUAUUGUAUCAAAAAAAUUAGUUUUUGAAUUAGCAAUAUUUUUCAAUCUGAUUGGGCCGUAUAUUUUGCCCAUGGAAGUUCUAAAAGACAAUGGUAGCAAUCACAAUAUCAACACCACUAAUGUGCACAUAACCCCAAGCCCAGAACUAAGUUUACUCCCUGCUUCUAAAUCAGAGAAACUAGAAUUAACCGAAACAGCAUCGAACAUCAUCAAUCCGUCAUCGGAAGCAGACGAAAGUCUUCCCUUCUCAGAUUUGGAGGGCAGCAUUUCUCGGGAUUUAUCCACUUCGGCUCCAAUGAAGAAAAGAAAACGUAUGAAUAGUGCUGAUUCCGAAAAAAGCUCACUUCUGCAAGAAAUCAGCGACCUAAGCAAGAUAAUUGAAAUUGGGUUUAACUUAUUUAGUGAUAUUUCGUUGCAUAAACAACUUGAACUGGAGAGUAACUCUGUCAAAAUCCAUAUUUUCCCUGAUACUACACGAUCUGCCUCUAACUUGUUUUCUUUGAGGUACAUGUAUUUGAGUAAGGGUAGCCAUUCAACACCAUGGCUUCUUCGUCUUGGAAUAGUUCAUUUACUAAUAUGUUUUUACGAGCUGAAAGCUAAGUUAUCUACUUUAGACACAGAGACAGAAUUUAUUACUGCUUCAAAACGUUUAAGAAUUUCUGGGAUGGGUUUGGGGCUCACCUUUCAGAUCUCAGAUUACAUUCGAUCUUUUGAUAAUCCUUUGGACUGCUUGUUAUCUUUAUUGAUUGAUGAUCCUUUCAAAAAUAAUGUUUUAACAGUUACUAUCUCCCAGUUAUUGGCGUUCUGCUUUGAAUAUUUAUCAUCAAACAGGAAACUAAUUACGGUUGAAAAGCUUUCAUGUUCCGUACUACUGAACAAGGAGGAAAUAUUGGAAGAGUUGAUGAUUGUAUUUGAAAAGCCAGAUAACCAGUUGAAAUUCUGGGUUUUAUUUGCAAUUAACAUUUUCUAUUCGGUUAUGGCUACUUUUAGAGAUGAAGAAUCAAACACCCACGUGCAUAACUUGAGCAAAGCAGGUACUUCUUCCUUCAACAAACUUAUCAAAUACUGUUUAGAAUUGCUAAAGGACCCUUAUAUCUGCAGAUUAGCGUGCAUUUUUUUGACCCAUUUUUCCAUGUACAACUUCUUAACGAAAUCCAAUUUUUCACAUCUUGAAAAGACUAUCAUCCAGCAAUACGAGAAUGUUAUAGAUCUUUCAGAAAUAAACGGACCAGCUAUCCUGUGUUAUGAGUCCAUUUUAUUUUGGACAACAGCUGUUAAUAUUUGCAAGAAUUUCAAGUUUAAAAAUAUAAAACUUCGCAAUUCGUUGAACGCUUAUGAUUCUCAACUAUUCGGCCACAAGGUAUCACAUUGGUUCACCGGGAAAAUUGACCAGCUUUCUACACUGAACAAUGCCUACGAUAUUUUUUCGAUAACAAUGUUUGUCGGUUGGUUAUCAGGAUUUGGGAGCAUGAAGUUCGCUAAACGUGACUGGCAAAACAUGGAACGAGUUUAUGAUGGUCAUUCUUAUAGACUAAGCCAAGAAAUUUCAGAGAAAGCUAAACUUACUCAGUAUAUUUUGAAAAGCAGAUCUAUAAACUCACGCAUGCAUGUUAACAAUAUGGAUUUGUAUAUUAGCGAAGGAACUCUUUCAAACAAUGAUGUCACCAAAAGUAGAGUACGAUUAAUGUUUAUCAACUUUAUUGAGACUUCAAUGGAUCAUCAUGCCAUUGAGUGGUGCUUAGCCAUGAAACUUUUUUUGGAUGUGCCUUGUACGGACUAUAGUAAUCUUGUUGAAAAAACUAUUGAUAGCUUGAGAGAGCACUUUCAUAGCAUGAAAAACGAUAAAUCUUUACAGCUUUUCCUACACAAAUUACUUGAUGCUUUCAGCUCUAUUUCAUCUGAAUCAAAAGACUGGAUUUCUAAAACAUCACACAUAAUUGCAUUACCAAUGGUAUUAGAGGCAUCACUUCGUGAGAUUAAUGCGGUUGACAAAAGCUAUAAAGAUCUUGAGUUUGAAUUAUUUGAUUCGUUCAUGCCAUCAGCUAGUGAAGAGGUUCUGGAUGAAUCGUUUCCAGUUUACUCUGUGUAUAACUUUGCAAGUUUAAGUCAUUGCCUCACCUUGGAGCAAAAGGCAACUGAUUAUUGUCUGAAAUUUUCCUCAGUUAAUGACAAUGUCGAGCAAGCAUUAGAGACUGCUUUAAAGUUUACUUCAAAAAUCAAGUCCAAAUUUCAGUAUAUUGCAUCACAAAUUGAGAUACUAAAGUUUAUUGAAACCAAUAAUGUGGAUACCAUAUCUGAACAAGUUAUAGAUGAGAUGUUUAGUAGUUUAACAUCCCUAUUAGAGGACCAUCUGACAAAAACAAAUGAAAGCUCACUCAUAUUGAUAGCUAGGGCUUUCAAAGCUUUUUGCAAGCGUUGGAUGAACCCACAAUUACCGGGUAUCGAUUCAGAUGGGAAAGCUGUUUAUGAGUAUCUUACUAACUUAUAUCAAAAGAAUAUGAUAUACACAGAAUCAGUUUUAAUUGCAUAUUUAGAUUUGUCUAUGCAAAUAUUAACUUGUUUCAACAAUAGUUCAAUUGAAUUCAACAAUAAGGAAAUCUGGAGUACCUCUAUUGAAAUAUUUGCUAUGCUAUCGAAUUUCAAUAAAUGCCAGGUAGGGGAAUACAUAAAAACCUUUAUUCAAGAUGCAAAUGGAAACAAGCUUGAAAUUUAUAGCUCGUUUGUCAAAUCAUUUAAAGAUCCUCAUUUUAGUAUUGAAUCAUCGGCAACAUUUUGUUUCUUUAUGACGAGAAUUUCUGCAGCUUCUGAAUCAUUAACAGUGGCAACCGUUUGCAACCUUCUAGAGCUUUCAAACCAUUCACAAAUUCUGAUGUAUUUACCAUAUGCAAUACGCUCAAUAAUUACUACCAAUAAUAUUCCUGAUGUUCAUACAUUAUUUUGGAAUUUCAAGGAAAUUUUUUUCAAGUGUUGGUGGAGCUUUGAGUUUUCGAUUGAAGAAUUCCCCUUCAAGUUAUUUGAAUUUUCAACUUUAGACGACUUUUUUCUUGCAACUUACAAGGAAAUGACAGCAUUAUCCUUGGCCUAUAAUCACAAAUCUGAGAUAUCGAGAAUUUCAAAAAUCACCCGCAUGCAAGAAUCUUCAGUGGUGAAUGAUUCAAUGGCUCUUUCGAUAACAUUAUCCUGGACCAGAGGAGGCAUAAGAAAUAAAAUAUUUAAAUCUUUUGAAAAAUACUUUACGUCUUCAAAAACCUUAAAAGCAAACAUAAAAGAGCAGUUCUUAUUAAUUGUAUUUCAAUUGUUUCGAUUUUGUGACUGUUCCUCAGAGAAUGAACUCAAAAAUACAUUUGCAUUUGAAACAAAUGAAAAGCAUAAAGAAGAUCUUUUUUCAAAGAAUUCACAAAAAAUAUCAUUUCUGGAUGAAUACGAACUCUAUAUCAAACCCAAAAGCUGUGUCGAUAUGAUUAAUUAUUUUUCAGAUACUUGCGGGAUUGAUGAAACCUGGACCGUGCCAACGGUUUACCAUUUAACAUCCAAAAUACUGCUUUUGGUUGAUUCUUCAAUACUAGAGCUUGAAAAAAAGAUUCAUUUACGGAGAUUGAAAUUGCUAUACAUGCUAGCCUCAAAAGGAUUUGCAAACUCCAAUGUAUGUGAAAUCAUUACAAGAAGUUUAGUACCUUAUCUCAAAGAUGACAAUUUAAUGGAUGAUGCUGCAAGUAUGUUGAAUUGCGUGUUAUGUGAAAAUAGUAAGUCUUUAUCAAAUAUUUCAAUAGAGGUCUGGGUAUUACUUUUAUGUAGCUUAUUUGAUGGCCAUCGUUCUUCUCAAUUAGAUAAUCUUCGUAUAACUUUGUCCAGAUUCCAGUCCGACAUCAAUAUGGGGAAAUUCUCCGAAAUUCUUGAUUUCGGUCUCAAUACGAUCCAUAAGAAGAACACAACUCCCGUUCCUAACCUAAUAGAAUUUAUCAAUGUUUCAUGUGAAGAUGCUAAAAAUACUCAUAUCUUGAUCAAAUUUCUUUCACUUUUAUUUGAACGAAGUGUUCAAUUGCACACACUAAAUUACGAAAAGUUACAUACUUCUUUGAAUGAACAGUUUGUCCAAAACAUCUACAAAAUAAAGAUUGAUUACGCUAGUGAACUUUCCACUCCGAUGCUCAUAUGGGUUGGCAAAUGUUUGGGUAUAUAUUAUCAAUUUUACGGAAAUAUUCCAGAAUCAAGAAUUCUUGAGUACGACAGUUACAUGAUGCAGCAAAACAAUAGGCUUGAGUUUAACAAACUUGUAAAAUCUCUAGAUAUGAUCUUUGAAUUGAUGAUCAAAGAUCUUCCAACAUCCAAUCCGAGGACACGAUACUGUUUCGAAACAAUUGUUGGUGUGAUUUUAUACAAAAAGAAUGUCCUACAUGAAGAUAUCACCUCAUAUAUAUCAUAUGAUAGUUUGUUUGAGCCUUUUGAAGACUUCAUAUAUCCCAUGGGCAACUAUGUGUGCUCUCUUUUGAUUGAGCAAGUGGAGAAUAAUAAUCUAACAUAUUAUAGGCACGGUCUUGAACAGGCGUUAAAUGGAUUCUCCACUAACAUAAAAGCAUUUAAAUUAGAGAAGUGGCUCACUCAGAUCUUAUUUUCGAUCAUUAAUGAACUUACUUCUCAUACUUCCAUCAUUAUUUUGUUGGCAAAUUACAUUUGCCAUAUUGCAUCAUUUUCCGUUAAGUGCUUCUGUCCUUUAAUAUUAUACUUCAUUGAAAAUCAACCCAUCAAACGUGGAAAUCUCAUUGGUAAAAUGAUUCAUGAUUUUUUUGCGGAAGACAUCAAUCAGCUACCCAAAGAAGCAAUUCAGCUGUUUGUUGAAUUGGUUCUGCUCAUCAGAAUUGGGACUAAAAAUGGCAACGAUAAAUUUGUAAGCAUUUUUCGCCAUUUUGAUAUCCCUCCAAUAUACGAAGCGGCUUUGUACAUUAAAAAAUACAAGGCCGCUUUGAUGCUUUUCGAAGACUAUUAUUGCAAUGUUGACCUUAUUACGCAAGAAGAGGUUUUGAAUGAUCCAUCUUACAAUAUGUCAUUGAAAGAAGCAUACGAAGGCAUUGAAGAUAAAGAUUUAGUAUUUGGGUUGCCUAUAGUUCCUAAACUUGAUUAUGGUAUAGAUAUACUAAAAAACAAUAAUUUGAAAUGGGGAGAGAUGAUGUUUAGCAAUGCAAAAUUUGAGUCUAGCCUUUUGUGGGGAAAUUUUGACAAGGGAAACUAUUUGAAUAGCAUUACUUCUGGUAUGAUGGAGUUGGGCUGGUCCGGUGUUUCAAAUAUUAUGAGUGAAUACUCAUACGAAACCCCAAAUAAUGAAAAGGACUCCUACUCGGACAUGUUUUAUGAGCAAUUAUGGAAACUUAAUCAGUGGGAUAUAUCUGCUUCGACCGAAUUUGUGAGCGAAAACAAAUGCAUUUACUCGAUAUUGAAGCAGAUCAAAGAAUUUCCUUUUGACGCCAAAAGCAUUUGUGAAAAAUCCAUUGAAAAGCUAGUCAAGACAGAAGUCAAACUAUUCACUAAACCAGGCGCAACUUCUGUUGAAUCUUUAGAAUCAUGGGUAAGGACUCUUUCUUUAUGCAGCAUUUUUGAAAAAAUGACAUCAACAAACGAGGGGAAGUUUGAGGAUUCAUUGAUUAGUUUUCACGAAUCUACUUCCUGGUUUAAAAAUGCAACGGUCACAGAAUUCGAAAAUAUUUUGCUCGGUAGACGUUCUUUAUUCGAACAAUGAAAAUGAUUUUAUCCACUGGUGAGAGUCAAAGAAUGCUCUUGAAAGCCCCUGAUGACCUUCGCCAGGAUUCUAUCAUGAAGCAAGUUUUUGAAAAAGUUAACAAGUUGUUAUGGAGAAAUAUUGAAACCCGGAAACGCAAUUUGAGGAUUAGAACUUACAAUGUGUCACCUUU